GCGCUGUUGCGUUGGCGUUGCGUUUUUGUUGCGCCGGCUGUUUUGCCAAAAGUGGUAAGAAAGAGUGAGAGGGAGCGGCAAAGAAAAAACAAUUCACUCGCGAGCGCGAGAGCGGCCAUUAAAGCUCGGCUCACCUAGCUGUAAAAACUAGCAAAGUUCGCAGCUCAAUUUUCGUGCGUUUUUUUCUUUUUCGCCAGUUCAACGAAAGAAGCUCGCGAGUGCGGAGCGAAUAACGGUAAACGCUAGCUCCCAUUACGGUCCGUCGCAGCAUAGUUUAGUGUAGUGUAGUGUAGUGCUUUGGUGACCGUGUAGCGUAGUGUUUUCAAGUGAAGUGCAGACGGGGGUGGUUGCAAACAAAAAGCCCAUAAAAUACUAAACGCAAAUAGGCAAGAAAGCAAAAAUAUUUAACACAAGUGUGUCGGUUCAGUGUUUUGUGGUGCGAAAAUCUCACGAAAAUAGGAAAAAAGAAAACAAGAGAAAAAAUCCAAUAAAAACACGGCCCGCUGAGCGUUGAGCCUCACAUAACGGAAAAGCUGGAGAAACAACGUCAACAGCUAACUGGGGAAUUACAAAAACUCGCGCGUCCAAAAAGAAAAAACAACCAACAACGAGAGAAUAAACUAAAAAGAAAAACAAGCGCGGAAAGUUGCUCGCUAAAUAAAGGAUUUUCCACCCAGCUGGAAAGUGUUGAGCGGGACAACCCGUAAUUGAAUGCAGAUUGAGCGGCGAGGAAGUUAAGGGGACAGCCAGCUUAGAGCCUAAGUCAGAAUGUUUGAGUGUCGAUUAGUGCAGAGUGGUGGCAGUUGAGGCGCCCAGAAGAAAGCCCCACAACGUCCUUCCGCCCACGCGCACGCCCCUUUUGGCCGGUGGGUUGGUGUGUGCACUCUAGUGGCGCCUCAGUGUUUGUGAGUGUGUGUGCGACAGGUGCUUGCGUUGGUGGUGGUUAGCAUGCAAAUCAACGGUCUAGCUGCCGGACCAACGAUGGCAGCCUCCGAGCCACCAGAGCCGCCGCCGCGCAAUCCGGACCGCAUAAACGCCUCGCUGCACAAGCUGGGCGAAUCCAAAGUAGCCAAAUCCCUGGACACCUCAGUGGCGACGGGACUGAAGGAGAAGGCAGCUUCCGUGAACAACAACAAGCCCAUAAGACCGCUCCUAUCGCUGGACAGCUCGGUGACGGCCUCGACAUCCUCGACAGCCUCGACAGCCUCGACAUCCUCGGCAGCAGCAGGAGCAGCAGGAGCAACAGGCUCCGGUGGCGGAGGUGCACCAGGGAAGCCAUCACCGCUGGUCCUGGCCUCCAAACGAGACCUCACGCCCAGCAACGAGAGCAGCUCCUCGCCGUCCAGCUCGAAUGGCAGCAACCAGACCCUUACCCCACCCAUGACCGCUGACCAUCAGCCGCUCCAGCAGCAGAUACAGCACCACCAGCUCCACCAGCACAGGAGUCCUGCGUAUCCUGGCAAGACAGCGGAAGCCGCAGGAGCAGUGCCUCAGCAGCAACAGCAGCAAUUGCCGAAUGGCAUCGGCAGCAGCCACUGCAGCAGCAACAGCAACACCAACGGCAGCAGCAGCACUUGCAACUCCGGCACAGCCAUGAUCCAUGCGAAUAACUCGAAUUUAAUUGCCGCUGGUCACUUGGCGCAGGCAGCCGGCCCCGCCCACAACGCCCCCUCCAGCGGCAGUGCACUCAAUGCCGUCGACAAGCGAAAUGCCAACCUUUCGGAGCCGGAGCCGGAUCAGGACCUGACCCCGCAUCUGAAUGUAAACCUAAGCCCGAAUCCGUCGCUGGCCCUGGGAGCCCCGCACUCCCCCACAUCCGCCGCAUCGGCGGCCUUGCUCCUCCUCGAAUCCUGCGAUGGAAAUCGCAACGACGAGUCAAGGUUCCACCGCCUGCAUUCCGCUCCCCGCCCAGAGGCCACCAUGAAGCUGCGCGAGGAGAACGAUCGUCUCAAUGCCGAACUGCUUCGACUGAGACGCCUCCUCGAGCUGUCCACAGAUGGGGCAGUGGGCGGUGUGGACACCGCUCCCGAAAUGGAAGCAGCCUCAUCCGGCGAAGGAUCAGCUGCCAGGGAGCGCAUCGAGCGCCUGGAGUCGGAGCUCAGGUCGGUGAAGAACCAGCUGCUGACCAUGCGGCUGGAGCGGAAGAAGCUGCGAACGGACAAGUCCGAUCUGCUGGGACAGGUGAAGCAGCUGUGCGCCUCGCUGCAGGAGAAGGAGCAAGAGCUGCGCGACUUCAUACGCAACUACCAGGAGCGGGUGCGGGAGACGGAGACAACGAACGCCAAGAUCUCCGGGGAUCGGGAUCGCGAACGCUUCCAGCUGCUCAAGCAGGCACGCGAUGAGGCGGAGCGUUCGCUGGCCCUGGCCCAGCAGCUGUCCGCCAGGGAUCUGCAGCUCCAGAGGCUGCAGGAGCAGCUGCAGGAGGCACGCCGCCAGCUGACCGGCUGUCUGUCGGAUCAGGAGAGCCUGCACUCCUUUGCCCCACUCACACCUCCGUCGGCUGCCUCGGGAAUGCUCAGUCAGAUGGCCGCCGCAUCGGGCAUGGGCGGGGGAUUGGCCGGCAUGCGCGCCACCACUGAGGACAGUGGGCGUGGCAACUCGUUGUCCGCCUUCAGCGGCAGCUUAAGCGGAGGAUCCGGCGCCACGGCGGGCGAUCGCAACUCCUGCUCCAAUGACUCGGGCCUGAGGAACAGCAGCGAUCGGGAGAGCACCGGCGGAGAACUGAACUUCAGCGAUGGCACCUGCGACAAUGGACCCUGCAUCACGGUCGAUCCCGACAGCAUCUCCCUCGUGUCCAGCCAGAACAUGUACCAAUUCGGCACACCCAAGGAACGGAGCCCCACAUUGUCUCCUCUCAAUUCGGCGGCCUACUCAAGGUCCGUGGAACAGUUGGGCUCCCCGGUGGACCCCGAGGGGCCAGGCAAUGGAGCCAUCAGCCGGAAGUUCGCCAGCGCCAGCAAAAGUGGACCACUCGGUGCUCGAAAUGGACGCGGCGGAACCUGGGGCAGCAUAUCACGAGUGUUUGCUCGCUCCAGGAAUAAAAGCAAGGCCCUAUCCGCUGAUGGAGUUACUGAAUAUACCGACUACUCGUGGAAUCCGUUGACGGAGGAGGGCUACGCCGAGAAGCUGCGUCUGCUGCGGGAGGCCUCCCAGCUGCCCAUCGACCGCUGGCGGGCCACCCAGGUGCUCGCCUGGCUGGAGGUGGCCCUGGGCAUGCCCCAGUACAGCGCCAGGUGCGCCGAGAACGUGAAGAGCGGCAAGGUGCUGCUGGAGCUCAAUGACGUGGAGCUGGAGGCGGGCCUGGGCCUGGCCCAUCCGAUGCACCGCAAGAAACUGCGGCUGGCCAUCGAGGAGCAGCGGCGUCCGGAGAUGGUGCGCUAUCCGCUGAUCACGCAGCUGGGCCACACCUGGGUGGCCACCGAGUGGCUGCCGGACAUCGGACUGCCCCAGUACGCGGAGCCCUUUGUGCAGUCCCUGGUCGACGCUCGCAUGCUGGACACGCUCUCCAAGAAGGAGCUCGAGAAGUUCCUGGGCGUCACGCGGAAGUUCCAUCAGGCCAGCAUUGUGCACGGCAUCCACGUGUUGCGCAUCGUCAAGUACGACCGGCAAACUCUGGCCAUGCGGCGGGUGCAAUCCGAGACGGUGGACACGGACCCCAUUGUGUGGACGAACCAGCGGUUCAUCCGCUGGGUGCGAUCCAUCGACCUGGGCGAGUACGCGGACAAUCUGAAGGAUAGCGGCGUUCAUGGCGGCCUUGUGGUGCUGGAACCAUCCUUCUCUGGUGACACCAUGGCCACCGCCCUGGGCAUUCCCCCCUCGAAGAACAUAAUACGGCGACAUCUCAACACGGAAUUCGAUGCCCUCAUUUUGCCCGCACGAUACCUAAUUUACUGUCAAAUGGAAGAAUUUCAAAUGGAAGCCUCCAGACAAUUGGCCAAAUUGCAGGGCCACUAAACAAUCCGCACGAACCAAAGAACUCGAUAACGAAAAUGAAUAAUAAUCAAAAAUCAAACGGGAUUCAUACUGAUUUGUUGUUUAGCCAAGCUGAUAAAGAUGAUACGAUAAUAACUAUAGGGAGAGAACAAUAACUGGAGCACAGCGCUAGUCAUUUCGUCAAUACGAAUAGUUGAUAGAUCCUCGCCAGGAUAUUCACACAUCCGAGUAGUAAACGUACAUGUAAUCAUACCACAAUAUUAUAAAGUGCUUUAGGCAUCGAACUAGGAACGCACACGUCAAUAACAAAACCAGUGUCCAAGCUUUGCAUAUCCGAUAUCAAAAUUAUGAAGAUACUCUCUGAGGAGCGCUUAACGUUGCAUUUACUUAGGUUGAUUUACAAGUCGAAUCGAGCAUUUAAUGUAGUAGAAAUCUAGGGUUAAGGCUUUACGUCAAUGUAGUUGAGGAGGGGAUUGAAAUACAUACUCGUAUGUAUUUCAGACAUUAUCAAUUGUUACGCCUAAGAUGAGCAUUGCAAAUGCCGAAACACACACCCUUCCACAUGAGCGUCUUUCGUCACUAGGCCGAAGCACACAAGUUCCCGUUCCCUGUGAUACAGAAGCUGUUUUCUGAGCUCGGUUAGACAGCCACUGAGCGCACAAUGGAACCCUAAAGACCAAUAACAUAACCACACACUCGCACACAGAUCCAUGGACACAUACACAUCUACAUUUCCGUGGUUAGAUGAUAUAGUUCAUGUUUGGUGUUGCAUACUGUGAAGCGUUUUGAUUGAGUUUCGCCCUGCGGUAUCGAGUCUGCCAUGGCUAAGGUUCCUCGAGUAUGCUCCUAAAAAUGUAAUUGUAUUGACAUGGCUUGCUUAUUGCGUAUGGCUGUAUCAAAUAUUUGCUUGCAUACUUCUGGGCAACAAAAAUGCAGAGUCCAGGAUUCUGAAGAUUUGACCGCAGGGCUGUAGCUCCUCUAAGUUAAUUUUGUUAAGAAGUCGUUUGUUUGGUUUUGCAAUUUUGCAACUACAGUGUCAAUUGUAAGUAAAACUUGCUUACUAAGUAGCCUACAUAUCUCUCUCUAUUUCUGAAACACACACACACACGUACUCGAAAACAUACGCAGACAACCGAAAACCAGUUCUAUGUAUGUGUUAUCAAUGUUUUUAAGUAGCUUGAACUAGUCUAAUCGAUGUCAUCUUAAUAAGUACCAUUGCAUACAAACACCCUAACGAUACUACAUAGAUAUGUGUGAUUGGAUUUCCAAGGCUUAAACAAAAAACGCCAAUUUUUAUGGCUGCUGGUUUCGUGUCUGUUAGCAAUGCUAUUCUUUUUUCAAGUUACUUUUACUUUCUAGUUUCUAUUUUUUCGGGGGUUUUUCGCUCACCAUAUAUCUUUGAUUUCAUUGUUGUUUUACGCUACGUGUAGUUAAUUGUGCCAUGGCGAAUACGAAUCAAAAUAAAAGUAACUCUCUAACAUUGAUUAAUCAAAUUCUUUCGUCUUUGUCCCGUUUCUUUUCCAUAUUUCCUAUACUCGAUCCACUCUCUUUUGCUUUCACAUCCGUAUGUUUCCCUUGCAUUUCGUAAUUUGGUAAUCGAAUCGACGGCUUGUUGUUGUUGCUAACUCUGCUUGAUUGUCUAACAUGAUUACCAACACAACGACAACCAUACCGACAACAACUCAACAACACAAUCAACAACAACUCAACAACAACUCAACAACAAC
Drosophila erecta is the source of this 5660-nucleotide messenger RNA. It is a transcript of the gene Liprin-gamma, whose product is annotated as kazrin. Lineage: Eukaryota; Metazoa; Arthropoda; Insecta; Diptera; Drosophilidae. Gene Ontology annotation, molecular function: protein binding. The transcript is spliced from 13 exons. The coding region runs from base 949 to 3954 and encodes 1001 amino acids. The record is from RefSeq and is a predicted model, not a curated record.